Molecule: messenger RNA, 411 nt
Organism: Clonostachys rhizophaga
Lineage: Eukaryota; Fungi; Ascomycota; Sordariomycetes; Hypocreales; Bionectriaceae
Source: the annotation of a GenBank genome assembly
AUGUCUCAACUCAAGUACUUCAUCUAUCCAAAUAAUGGGGAGUGGGCUCGAGAUACUUUCAGUUAUUCUCAAGCAGUCCGCGUCGGUGAUAGAAUCGAAUGUUCCGGCCAAGGUGGAUGGGAUCCAAAAUUGCGUGGUGUAGCUAUACCAGAUGAUAUAGACGACGAAAUAUCCCAAGCAUUUGAGAACGUUGAUCUCGCACUUCGCAGUGCUGGGGGUACAGGAUGGUCUCAAGUAUUCCGCGUGAAUUCAUACCACGCCAGCUUCACACCCGAAACUUUGAAUAAAAUGGGGCAAGAGUUUCGCAAAUGGAUGCCAGAACAUAAACCCAUCUGGGUGGCAUUGCCAGUUGAGCGAUUAGGUGUGCCGGAAAUGAGGAUUGAGAUUCAAGUUGUGGCCUAUAGCCCUUGA